AUGCAGGAGUCAAGCUGCUUAAAAUCUCCAAAAUUAGUAACUAGCUCAGUUAAUCAUUUGGCAGAUGAUCGAGUGAUAAAAUAUAUUGUUGUUACAGGUGGUACUCUUAGUGGAUUAGGCAAGGGAAUAGCUAUAAGUUCACUCGGACUAUGCCUUAAAAGUAGAGGAUAUAAUGUAACUGCAAUAAAAAUAGACCCAUAUUUAAAUAUUGACGCAGGUACUAUGUCUCCUUUCGAGCAUGGUGAGGUUUUUGUAUUGGAUGACGGAGAGGAAGUCGAUUUAGACUUAGGAAAUUAUGAAAGGUUUUUAGGAUUAAAUUUGACUAGUAUUAAUUCCAUUACAACAGGGAAAGUUUACUCUGAAGUUAUUAGUCGCGAAAGAAAAGGAGAAUACUUGGGGAAAACUGUUCAAGUUGUACCGCACUUGACUGAUUAUAUUCAAGAGCGAAUUAAACUCGCAGGUAUAUCCGGAUAUUAUGAUAGCUGUGACAACUAUAUUUUACCAGAUAUUUGUAUGAUAGAAGUUGGUGGGACUGUGGGAGAUAUUGAAAGCUCCGUCUAUUUGGAAGCUUUGCAACAAUUUUUAUUUAAUAUUGGUUCUGAAAAUAUUGUAUUUAUUCAUGUAUGUUAUUUACCUUAUGUCAGCAACCAACUGAAAAAGAAACCAACUCAGCAUAGUGUAUCUAGACUGCGGGAAGUUGGGUUGAAGCCAGACUUUUUGUUUGGAAGAUGCGAAGUUCCCAUUGAUGAAUUAUGCAAAGAGCAGUUAAAGGUAUUUACACAAGUAAAAACAGAAAAUAUUAUCUCAGUACAUACAGUUGAACACCCAAGCGCUGUAGUAAAAUUGUUGGAAUCUCAAGAACUCGCAGACAAAGUAUGUAAACGUCUCGGACUACCUAUCAGAGAACCUGGAAAACUUCUAACUGACUGGUUUAAUAUUAUCGAUUUAUCAUUAUUAACUGAUAAACUUCACCGUGGAGAGAGCAUUCCCUCUAAUAUUCCAAACCCAUUUAUAAAUGGUAAAUCAAAAAUUGGAAUUGUAGGGAAAUACAUUGCAUCUGAUGAUACCUACCUAAGCAUUAUUGAAGCACUAAAGCAUGCAGCAUUGCAGGUUAAAGUUCAACUAGAAGUUCUAUGGAUUGAAGCCACUCAAUUGGAUGCAGAUUCAGAAACUCUGUCAAAUAAAUUAACUUUUAACAAUUCAAAAUCUGCUUGGGAUUUAUUAAAAUCUGUCGAUGGCGUUCUUGUUCCUGGAGGAUUUGGGAAAAGAGGAGUAGAUGGAAAAAUUGAGGCGAUUCAUUAUUGUCGAGUAAAUAAUAUUCCUUUCUUGGGCAUUUGCCUUGGAAUGCAAUUGUCUGUUGUUGAGUUUUGCAAAAAUGUUUUGAAAUUACCAUUAGCAACAUCGCAAGAAUUUGAGGAUAGUACGAUUCUUGACUUAAAGCCAAUCUCAAGUAUGGACGAGCUAAACCUCGCUCACACUUCCAAUGUUACAGUGAGUUCAGGUGAGGAAAUCCUUAGCCCUUGUACAGAUAUUGAACAUUCAUCAAGGUCCAUACAUGUUGUUGUGACUAUGAAUGAAUUUACAAGUAAUAAUAAGGGCGGCACAAUGAGACUAGGAGGUUGGAAUACUAUGAUACGUGACAAAAGCUCACUCGCUUAUAAAGUUUAUAACUCAUGUAAGUUCCAAUCAUUUACAACUCUUUGUACAGAGACAGGAGAAGAGAUAUACACAAUCAGAGAAAGGCACAGACAUCGCUACGAAAUAAACCCCGAAUUUGUGCCUUUAAUAGAAAAAAAUGGCAUGAAGUUUGUCGGGAAGGAUGUAGAUGUUAACAAGAAUGAAAUUCUAGAGUUACCCUCUCAUCCAUUCUUCAUUGCUGCGCAAUACCAUCCUGAAUUUACUUCCAGACCAAUGAGCCCGAACCCAUUGUUUUACGGACUUAUACUCGCAUCAAUAGGGAAAAUUAAGCAUAAUGAAGCUAUUUAUGAAUUCAUUUAG
Cryptosporidium ubiquitum is the source of this 1998-nucleotide messenger RNA. Its product is annotated as CTP synthetase. Lineage: Eukaryota; Apicomplexa; Conoidasida; Eucoccidiorida; Cryptosporidiidae. The transcript has a single exon. Bases 1 to 1998 code for a protein of 665 amino acids. Gene Ontology annotation, biological process: pyrimidine nucleobase biosynthetic process; CTP biosynthetic process. The record is from RefSeq and is a predicted model, not a curated record. Gene Ontology annotation, molecular function: identical protein binding; CTP synthase activity.